UAAAUUUCUGUCGUUUGUGCUGCAAUUUCUAUGCUCGCGUGUUUUUUUUCGCAAAUUUAAAAACGAAAAAAUGCAAAUGUUGCGCGUAAACAAUAAAUAGCUGCUGUUGCUGUACAAUACAUUAAAAUACUAUUGCCGUGUCAGGUUCAGCAACAGGGUUCAGCUAUAUGAGAACCAUGACAAAAGACUACGAUUAUCUGUUAAAGGUGCUUCUGGUGGGGGACAGCGAUGUGGGUAAACAUGAAAUACUCUCUAAUCUUGAGGAUCCCUCAACCGAGAGCCCCUUCUGCAGUGGCAAUGAUUGCACCUCUCACAUAUUGCAAACGGUAGCGUACAAAACGACAACAAUAUUGCUGGAGGGCAAGCGGGUUAAGCUACAGAUUUGGGAUACCUCCGGCCAGGGGCGUUUCUGCACCAUAAUACGUUCGUAUUCGCGCGGUGCCCAGGGUAUUAUAUUAGUGUAUGAUAUAACAAACAAAUGGAGCUUCGACGGCAUCGAUCGCUGGCUCAAAGAGGUCGAGGAGCAUGCGCCCGGCAUACCCAAAGUGCUUGUGGGCAAUCGCUUGCAUUUGGCCUACAAACGUCAGGUGGCCGCCAAACAGGCGGAGACCUACGCAUCUCGCAAUAAUAUGUCCUGCUUUGAGAUAUCGCCACUCUGCGAUUUCAAUAUACGCGAAUCUUUCUGCGAAUUGGCGCGCAUGGCGCUGCAUCGCAAUGGCAUGGAGCACAUUUGGCGCAGCAACAAGGUGCUGUCGCUGCAGGAGCUCUGCUGUCGGACAAUUGUGCGUCGCACAAGUGUUUAUGCUAUAGAUUCGUUGCACCUGCCGCCCUCCGUUAAAUCGACACUCAAGUCGUAUGCCAUGACGACGUCACAGUGCUACAAUUCGUUAACGCAAAACUCAAAGAGCCGGAAUCGAUGCAAGACGCCAACCAGCCACAGUCGCAACAGUUGUGCGAUCGCGUGAUUGCUAGCUUGUAGGUGGUUUCUGGAACUGCCUACGCACCAGCUGCGCAAUUGCGCGUAAAUCUACAACCUACUUACUUCCUAAGCUUCAACAUAUGUACACACAAAAACACACACACUCACACAAACUCACACUAUAACAUGCGCGAGUAUUUUCUUCGAUACAAAUAUGUCAUCAGCAUUAAUAUUUAUUAUCGUUUGAGAGCGAUGGUUAUAUUUUUACAUCCUAUACAUACUACUUAUUAUAAAAAUGCUAUAUAUGUAUGUAAUUAUUAUAUACAUAUACUAUACGAUAUACAUAUAUAUAUUUUUUUUAUUUUUUAUAAUGAUUACCAUUAUCACUAAAUUUAAUAACGCAUAAUUGUAAUGUUGUUAAUAUUAUUAUUAUAUUUGUAUAAUCUAAUACGCUGGAUAUAGUAUACACUGAUACAAGGUAUUCCUUUUCUAUUUUUUUUUUAAUUUUCAUUUUUGUUAACAAUUAAUAUUCGUAGAAAUUUAUGUAAUUAAAAGAAGGCGUUGGAACAAACAAAUUGCUAAGAUGAUGAUUAUAAUAAUGAUGAUACUGAUGAUGAUGAUGAUGAUAAACAUGAAAAACAACUAAAACUAUAAACCA
Molecule: messenger RNA, 1577 nt
Organism: Drosophila montana
Lineage: Eukaryota; Metazoa; Arthropoda; Insecta; Diptera; Drosophilidae
Gene: Rab40
Product: RAS oncogene family member Rab40
Exons: 5
Coding region: 168-965 (265 amino acids)
Biological process (GO): intracellular signal transduction; protein localization to plasma membrane
Cellular component (GO): synaptic vesicle; plasma membrane; endosome
Molecular function (GO): GTPase activity; GTP binding
Source: RefSeq, a predicted model, not a curated record